Polypterus senegalus (gray bichir) is the source of this 1804-nucleotide messenger RNA. RefSeq lists its product as uncharacterized. The transcript has 2 exons. Gene Ontology annotation, molecular function: nucleic acid binding. Gene Ontology annotation, biological process: DNA integration. Bases 130 to 1095 code for a protein of 321 amino acids. Lineage: Eukaryota; Metazoa; Chordata; Cladistia; Polypteriformes; Polypteridae. The record is from RefSeq and is a predicted model, not a curated record.
AGGUACCUAUUAGUGAUCAUUGACAGAUUCAGCAGGUGGAUAGAAGCAAUCCCUUCACCAGAUCAAGGUGCUAAAACAGUGAUUAAAUUCUUGACAAGAGAAGUCAUACCAAAGUUUGGCAUCCCGUCAAUGAUCAGUUCAGAUAAUGGAUCGGCCUUCAUUGAGAAAACAAUUAAAAAGGUAUUGCAAAUGCUGGGGAUAAAACAAAGACUUGGCUGUGUAUACCACUCCCAAUCACAGGGAAUGGUGGAAAGAGCAAAUAGGAUCCUAAAAAAUAAAAUAGCUAAAGUCUGCGCAGACACUGGUCUUAAUUGGGUAAAUGCUUUUCCAGUUGCUUUGAUGAUGUACCGUUCGCAAACUAACAGAGUGACGCAUCUAACACCGCAUGAAAUGCUUACUGGUCGACCAAUGCCUACACCUGUUUGGAGGGAACCCCAUAAGGGUCCCUCUUUAGAGCAGCUUGAGCUUGAAAUGCAGCGCUAUAUCAGGCAACUAACCACUAUCCAUAAAGUUAUAUAUUCACAGGAAAAGAAAAGGCAGCCUGCUCCAGAAGAACCUGUACAUCCAAUCAGACCUGGGGACCAGGUUUACCUGAGGGUUUACCGAAGGAGAUGGAACCAAGCCAGACGAGAGGGCCCAUAUGAGGUGACGCAAGCCACAGCCACAGCCGUCCAAGUAAAAGGCAGCACAACCUGGUACCACCUAAAUCAAUGCACUCAAGUCCCAAGGGUACCUCAUGGAUCACAAGGAGAUGACGACUCUGCUUCUGACGGAGGAGGAACCAGAUCCCGAGACACACCCUAUGUCAUAUCAAAGGAACCUUCAGGCAAUGCACAAAGAGGGAGGCCAAGCCCAGGAAACCAGCCAGACAAUCGAGAUGUCAGUCUUCAGCAUGCGGCGAAUCCAAGAUGUACCAGUCAUAAUAGUCUGUCCAAUCCCAAGGGAGACACAGACAACAACGACGGUGAUGAAAGAACAGAUAGUGAGUUCCCUGAUCCAGAUGACAUCAACUCAACGGUUGAAGAUCCGUUUGCUGCUGACAAUUCUGGUCCUGCUGAUCAAAGACCAAACAAGCCCAGGGGAAGGACAAUUUAACCCCCUCUCAACAAUUGAAUAUUCAGAUAUUGCCUGGACCCCAUAAUAAUACUGACUUUCAUGGAGAGAAAGAGACAUAAGUAUUUGGGGCAAAUGAUACACAUUUAAGGAGGACUAACAGAAGUAUUAAGAUUAAACGGAACAGCAAAAAUGACAGUGAAAAUACAGAAUUAUGGGAAGAAGCCCAAAGCAAUGACUGGUACCAAUGGGUAAUUUACACAGCCAGAGAACUAGCGAAGAAGGAGUGUUUGUUUUGUGCUAAAGCUAAGCCCGCCAUAAUUAUAGUGCCAUUUCCGUAUACCUCUGAAUCAUGUAGGCAGUACAUUACAAGGAGGAAUGAAUAUUGUCCUUUUUGGUGUAUAUUAUUACAGGGAUCAUCACAAUUCACCAAAGAAGGACUCAAAAUGUUAAAUUGUAGACAUUCAGGAAUCUGGCCCACCACAAAACAAAAGCCUCCUAGGUACACUAAGAUAACUGCCCAAAAGUAUGAAUGCUAUUCACGAAAAGGGACAGUGCCAGUAGGGAGGUUUGGAGGUAACUGUUCUAAAACAUGGAAUUUAGAACACUCAUCUAUAGUAAUGAAGGCAGUAGACUUACAGGAUAGGCCCUUAGCAGACAGAUGGUGGUUAUGUGACCCUAAACUUGGACUCCUUGACACCUUGCCAGCAAAUUGGUCAGGGAUAUGUACUAUGGUAAUGGCAGUACAGGA